GGUUCCAGUUCCACAAAUUCCAAUUCUCUUACUUGUGGUUUGAAUGGUGGAGACAUGGUCGCGAGAGAUGGUUGCAACGAAGCGAGGGAGGCAAAUUCAAGAUUUCAACGACGACCGAUAGCGCGGAGUCGCGUGAGACUGAGUGUUGUGGUUAUGGCGACGGUGGAGAGAAAUAAUUUGGAGAGAAAUGAGGGUGAGGAAAGGGUUGACCUAUAUUUUUACUGGUAGUGGCACAAUAAGUACCGCUAAAAUCAUUGGGGAUCCCGUAAUUGGGUUGUCUUCGAGGGCAAACAAUUCGGGAUCCCUGCCUUAAUGAGGCAGUAUACCCAACAAUAUCAGGAAGGGAUUAAUGUGCCUCUUGAUGAGGGGCUGCGACCACCUGUCCUGGUACAUAGUAAUAUGGUUCUGUCUAGUUCGGUUGCUCUUACGUGUAUGUGGGACGGGGCAACGAAGCUUGGAUCCCAUUCGGCUGGAGGAAUGAUUCUAAAUGACCAAUCAUGGGAGGUUAUUUUGGCUAGGGGGAUACAAUUUGUUGGGAUUGACGAUCCUACGAUAAUUGAGCUCCUAGUUCUCCGAGGAACGAUUCGAUGGUGCUUGGACCUGGGUCAUGAAGAUGUUUGGUUUGAGGGUGAUGCGAAGGUGGUUAUUGACAGACUCAACAUUGCGGAUGCCCAUCAUAGUCAAGCGGGUGCUAUUUUUGAAAGAACUCUUGUUAUCAUUGACAAGACCCCUUGCUUGACUGUUUGAUUUAUAUGUCGGAAUAACAAUAGGGUAGCCCAUUAGAUGGCUAAAAAGACCCUUUUAUUGUACCCGACUACGUGUCGAUUAUUUGAUUUUAUGAUCUGGCUAACUUCCAGGAUGUUAUGAGCUCUCUUUCAAUCUGUCUUUUGUAUUAAAAAAAAAAGUAUUGAUACAUACCCUAACUAAUUAUUGUUAUUUGUUACCAUGAUACUACCACACAGAGUUGUUAACUGUUAACGUCCUAUCCUAUCCCAAAAGAAAAGAAAAAGCCCAGAAAAACUGCAAGGCCGCUCAUCACUAGAACCCAAAUGUGAGGCCCGCUCAUCACUACGGUAAAGCCCAUAUUGGCCCCAGUUCUUCGUCGCCGGCAGGUGAAUUAGACUUCGACCAAAAGCCGGUAGCCUACCUCACCACCACCGCUAUCCUUUCUCCCGGCGAUCUGUUCCCCCAAAAUCCCUCACAAUUCUUCGUUCUUCUUCUCCAUUGCGCUCCGUACUUUCCAUGGGCGUCUCAAUCGUAUCCCAGAAAACACUCAGGUCACUCUCCGAAUCCCAUCCUUCUAUUUCCACACUGCUCUCUCACCUCUCCGUUUCCCGUUCCGAUCCCUCUCGCAAACCCUCCGAAAAUCCACUCUCCGAUUCAUUCCUGACUCCACUACCCCUGUAUUUUCUCUCAAUUGGGUCCUUCUUCUACCUCUCCGAAGGUAAAGUUUGCAGCUUUAGAAGCUCUCAGUCGAAUCCAUCCAUCGAUGGGUCGUCGUCUUGGAUGUGCUCAGAAUCACUAGGGUUCAGUCGGCGCAAUCGCUACAGUUCGAGUGUUCUGAAUCCUGUUACUCAUGGCGGCUGCUUCCGAUGUUACUCGGCAUCUGCCUCGGCUGCUGGUGUUCCCGAGUCGCGGAGUUCUCUUGCUAAGGUCGUUCGGCAGAAACCAAAGUUAAUACCAUUCUGGAAUAUCGUUGCAUUGGUCAGAAAUGGCGAUGGCGAUUUGGAUUCGGAGCUCGAUUCGAUGAAUCUAAGUUUGGAUUUUAAGUCCGCCAGGGAGAUUCUUCGUGUCCUCAAUCAAGACAAGGUAUCAGCUUUAGGUUUCUUUGACUGGCUUCAAGAUACUCACCAUGGUCUGAUGCGCAACUCCUGUCUUUGUAACUUAAUGAUCGACAACUGCGGUCGAUGUGAUGAUUAUGAAACCAUGCGUAGUCUCUUAGUUCGUUUCAGUUCGGAAGGCAUUGCUCUGACCAAAGAAGCAUUUCAGUUCUUAGCUUUGAGGUUUAGAGAUGAAGGUGUUUCGGUGGAAGAAGCUAUACGAACUGUAGUGCGUAUAUUGGAAGAGGUAAAGGGUGGAGUUUAUGCAACUGGGAUGCAAUCCUUGAUUGAGAUGCUCGCCAGCUCGGUGUCUUUUGAUAUGGCCAAGCUUGUGAUCAGGUUAAGUAAUAUGAGGGUGUCUUAUUAUAGCACACUGAUAAAGGAAAUGUGUAAGAAGCAGGAGUAUCAAAAAGCGAGAGACGCGAUGGGGGAGAUGAGGGAAGCUCAUCAGGAUUAUACUAUCGAUUUUGAACGCCAUAUUUACAAUUACAUGAUUAGUACGAUGUUGAAGGCUGGCCAAGAAGAUUCAGCUCACGAAGCUCUGCAGGAAAUGAUGAGCAAAGGGUGCCCUCCUGAUGCAUUGACUUUUGAGAUAUUUAUAUGUGAUUGUGUGGCGAAGGAGAGAUUCAGUACCGGGAUAAAGUUCUUCGAUCAUAUGGUGGAAGCUGGGAUUGAACCGAGGCAAUCGACGCAUGCUGCUGUUAUCAAGUUGUUGUUCAACGUCGAGCAAUACGACGAGGCUUACAAGUACGUGGUUUCUGUGAGUGAUAGGUUCAAGAAUUCGGGUAAUCAGGCUUACGACACGCUUGCAGAACUCCAUAGGAGGAAAUCCAAUCUGGUGACUUCCAAAGACAUUCUUUGUGCAAUGAUGAAUAAGGGUCUAGCGCCGGAUCCUAAUAUUUAUGGGACAGUUUUGAGAAGCCUCAAAUCGUCUCGGUGGAAACGACAGGCCACGGAUUUGGAAAACCAGUAUAAGAGGCUUCAGUUAGCAGCUUAGUUUGGCUGGUGGGCACUAUUAUAGAAUCUCUCUUCCAGCAUUCUACUCAGCAUUGAAUGGAAAAGGAAUUAAGGUCUCUGUAUAGUGAACUUCUAGAGGAACAAAGAGAAGGCUUAUAGGGAUUUAUACUUUCUUCUGCCACAAAUAUUUUACCUUUCACAUGUCCUAGCUUCUGAAAUCAAGCAGAAACAAGGAUGAAGAAGCUCGGACCAAGGAAAAAGGGAAAACAACCAGUUUGUUUGUUUCCAGGUAUAUAGUCGAAUGUAUCGAUUGCAUUUGCUUGAUCACUCUAGGACUAACUCCAGGAAACCAUUAUUCCUGUUUCGAUCAUGGCCAAAGGAUCCAUGCCCCUUUGGGAUUUGUAUUUUUUUUUUCCUCUUCUUGCUGGCCUAAGUUGCAGCAGAGCUGCGGCAGCAAUCUUUACCCCAUUCUCUUGUGUUGAUCGGUUGUUUGUAGUUAGCAUACUCAGUUAGCUUAGCCAAAGGAUCCAAAACGAAUAUGCUAUAGAUCGAGACAUCCCAUUUUAUGUCAAUAUCCGUUGGAAAAGAAAUAGCGAUAGAUUCUGACAAAAACACAGUUGAAUCAUCGUUUCUAAUUAUAGUAGGCGAUGCUAUAUUAAGUAUUUGUAAUUGCACAGACAACCGACACUUUUGAUGAAAAUGCAAAAGAAAGAUGAGAAAUCCAA
Molecule: messenger RNA, 3502 nt
Organism: Linum trigynum
Lineage: Eukaryota; Viridiplantae; Streptophyta; Magnoliopsida; Malpighiales; Linaceae
Source: the annotation of a GenBank genome assembly